Messenger RNA from Mangifera indica (mango), 1005 nucleotides. Its product is annotated as U5 small nuclear ribonucleoprotein 40 kDa protein-like. Gene Ontology annotation, molecular function: RNA binding; protein binding. Gene Ontology annotation, cellular component: catalytic step 2 spliceosome. NCBI's taxonomy places the organism in Eukaryota, Viridiplantae, Streptophyta, Magnoliopsida, Sapindales, Anacardiaceae. The record is from RefSeq and is a predicted model, not a curated record.
UGAAGUGGGCCUUUACUGUUGGUACAUCAAGUGGAGGGAAAGAUGGAUGUUGUUACACUUCCAAGAGAGAAUGAAAAUGCUUUGUCUCCAGUUGGGCCGAGGCCAAUGGAGUGGUCAACUGUUCCUUAUAAUCCUUCCCAAGCACCAGGGCCAAAUGGGAAACAACGGACAUCAAGUCUAGAAUCACCAAUUAUGUUGUUGACAGGCCACCAGAGUGCUGUAUACACGAUGAAGUUCAAUCCGAUUGCUUCUGGUUCCCAUGACAGAGACAUCUUCCUUUGGUAUGUGCGUGGAGAUUGCAAAAAUUUUAUGGUUCUUAAAGGGCACAAGAAUGCAAUUCUGGACCUUCACUGGACUAUUGAUGGAUCUCAGAUAAUAUCAGCCAGCCCUGACAAAACUCUCAGGGCAUGGGAUGUUGAAACUGGGAAACAAAUUAAAAAGAUGGCAGAACACAACUCUUUCGUGCAUUCUUGUUGCCCCUCUCGGAGAGGACCUCCUCUUGUUGUUAGUGGAUCUGAUGAUGGAACUGCUAAACUAUGGGAUAUGCGUCAGAGGGGUGCCAUCCAAACAUUUCCAGAUAAAUACCAAAUAACAGCUGUCAGUUUCUCCGAUGCUUCCGAUAGGAUCUUCACUGGUGGCAUCGACAAUGAUGUCAAGGUCUGGGACUUGCGGAAAGGUGAAGUAAGCAUGACACUUCAGGGCCAUCAAGAUAUGAUAACAGGGAUGAGUUUGAGUCCUGAUGGCUCGUAUCUCCUCACUAAUGGCAUGGACUGCAAGCUCUGCAUAUGGGAUAUGCGUCCAUAUGCACCACAAAACCGCUGUGUGAAGAUCUUAGAAGGGCACCAACACAACUUCGAAAAGAAUUUGCUGAAAUGUGGUUGGUCUCCUGAUGGAAGUAAGGUCACAGCCGGUAGUUCAGAUCGGAUGGUUUACGUAUGGGAUACAACUUCACGGCGCAUCUUGUAUAAGCUCCCUGGCCAUACUGGAUCUGUCAGUGAGUGUUAA